AGAAUCACAAGGUCUUGGAAGGUUGCCUAGACAACCAAGCCCAGGCCCCACCCACAGUGCCUGGCAACUAAGGCCAGUCAGAGGUGCAGCAGAAAAUGGCUGAGCCUCCAGAUGAAUCCUUGAACCAUGAAAGCACAGCCCAGACCCCAGAUAACCAAAAGACCAACACAGAAGGAGCAGGCCAGGCCCUUCGCAAAGGUUCUGGGGUUGGAUCAUCCGAGCCAACAUCCGGCCAAGCUGCUAAUGCAGGUUCUAGACAGACUGACCGAAGGACUUCUGAAGAGGCAGAACGAAGAUCUUCUCAGCCAACCGAGCACAGAUUGUCUGGCCAUGCAGAGAGGAAAACAUCUCAGCAGGCGGAGCGUAGACUAUCGGAGAGAAGAACUUCACAGCCACCUAAUCAGCAACUUCUCAGCCUCUCAGAGAGGAAAAACUCUGAGAAGAUAGAUGGCCAAGUAUCUUUGCCAUCUAGUAGGAAAGCUUCUGAGCAGACUGACCGAAAAUCUUUGGAACAGGAUGACCUGAUUUCAUCAGACGACGCUGACUACUUAUCAGAAAAGAGUCAACAACAAGAAAACAAGCAAGCUAGGUACUCGACUGAUGACUUGAGUGAUCAACACAGACUUAGUGAGGUUAUGGAAAAGGACUAUGCCCAAGUUAAACAUACAACAGAAAAACAGGCUGGCUACCGCUCCUACUACAAAACCCUUGCCCACGCUGAGAGCCAAUCCUUAACUGAUAUCCAAGACAACAUAAAAGCUGAUGAAAGAAUACAGCCUUGCACAUUUGAAAAUAGAGAAACAGAGCUCCUAUCCAAAGUUUCAGCUACAGAGGAAACAGAAAGUUCAACCACUAUCCAAGGCUACACCACACACGAUACUGAAUUAACUGCCGAGACCCAAUCCUCGCACGAAAAACUUCCCUACAUCACAACCAAAGUGUACUAUUCCUCCAGUCCAGAAAAAAUUCAAACCACAGAAUACACUUCUGAUGUCUCUACAGAACGUGAGCAAAAGAGGAGUUCUCAAAGAUCCAGUUACAGGCAGCGGUUCCCUCCGCUCGUUUUUGAUGACCCCUAUCAGAUUGCACUCCACUACAUGGAGAAGCACAAUAUUCUUCAGAUAUUCCAGCAGAUCACUGAAAACCUAGUCUAUGAAAGGCCAGACGACCCGCUGCGUUUCAUGCUAGACCAGGUACAGGACAUGAUCAGAUACAGAGACGAAAGGCUGGGUGAAUGAAGACAGACAUCUCAAGCACUGCUUACUGUCAUCUGUGGCGCGACUGUAUUCUACUUGCUCCCACUUGAAAAAUGUGUUUUCAGUAGGCAUCGGCGGUAACUCUGCCUAAAUGUGGUCUUAAUUUGUAGGUCAGAAUAUUAUAUAGAGUGCCUUUGUAAAUUUCACAUAAGAAUUAUAGAUACCUCUGGAUAAUCACACAAAAUAUACACAUUACGGCUU
Mastomys coucha (southern multimammate mouse) is the source of this 1457-nucleotide messenger RNA. RefSeq names its product testis expressed 55 (gene Tex55). The record is from RefSeq and is a predicted model, not a curated record. Gene Ontology annotation, cellular component: nucleus. Bases 96 to 1238 code for a protein of 380 amino acids. Lineage: Eukaryota; Metazoa; Chordata; Mammalia; Rodentia; Muridae. The transcript is spliced from 4 exons.